This is a messenger RNA of Oncorhynchus mykiss (rainbow trout), 1107 nucleotides long. RefSeq names its product pro-thyrotropin-releasing hormone-A-like. Gene Ontology annotation, molecular function: thyrotropin-releasing hormone activity. Lineage: Eukaryota; Metazoa; Chordata; Actinopteri; Salmoniformes; Salmonidae. The record is from RefSeq and is a predicted model, not a curated record. Gene Ontology annotation, cellular component: extracellular region; secretory granule. Gene Ontology annotation, biological process: negative regulation of glutamate secretion; positive regulation of gamma-aminobutyric acid secretion; positive regulation of insulin secretion.
AACAUACCUAUAAACUUUGCCUGAACGGGUUUCCAACCGCUGCAAGAGGCAAAUAACAUCCUUUCUAGUUGGUUUGCUAUAAUUGAAGGUUAUCAGAGGUGUUGCGAGUGACAAUAGCCAGAACACAAAUCUAAGUUACCAUGAAGUCCACCUGCCUGAUCAUUCUGGUAUCUCUGGCAGUCUGCAACCUGACCGUGGCUCGAGGACAGAGCAUCCCCGAUCAAGAGAAAACGGGAGACCGGCAGAUAGACGACAUCAUCCUACAGAGGGCCGAGGGCAUCCUGCUCCGCUCCAUUCUAAAAAUGACAGAGGAUGAGGAUGGUGUGAAUGAGGCAUUGUCCUCUCAGCCAGAGUGGCUAGUGAAGCGGCAACACCCUGGUAAACGAGAGGAGGACGAGGACGAAGACUCAGGGGAGGUCCAGAAAAGACAGCACCCAGGAAAACGUGAAGACGAAAUUGACUCUUUUGUGGAGCUCCAGAAAACGCAGCAUCCAGGCAAGCGCUCAAUGCUGGAGCAGAUUACAGAGAACUCCGCAUUUCUAAGUGAACUCUCCAAACGGCAGCACCCGGGCAAGCGCUACCUGAUGAUGUACAGCAAGCGCCAGCAUCCUGGCAGGCGAGAUGUGGACGACGAGUCAGACGAAGGGGACCUCCAGGAGUUGGAGAAGCGCCAGCAUCCCGGCAAACGUUACUGGUAUAACAUGAGUCCGGAUUUGGGCGCCAACAGUCCCUGUGACGUGCUGGACCCUGGCUGCAGUAAAGCCAACCUGUUGCUCGAGCUGUUAGACAACGUGACAAAGAGUCGCGCCGCGGAGAAGAGACAGCACCCGGGCAAAAGGUCCGCACCUGACGAGGAUUUGACUGAACGGGAGUGACGAGUGGGCUGGCGCCUGCGAAAUACUGUGUUGUAAAAAAAAAAAUCUAUGUGUAAAUUGAUACAAGUAAUAAUUUCAAGUGAUUUAUUAUGAAUAUAAUAUGGACCCCUCUGCCAUGGGUAGUCUAUAGUUUAUUUGGCAAGCUGCUUUUAUGACGAAUAUUCAGAAAACGUCUCCAGAAAGUACUGAGAAAUGUUUAAAUGAGAUAUUAUUAUUUUUUUGUUGGGGGGGG